AUGUCACUGCUAAAAAGGUCCAUCAAUAUACUGCAGGUGCCGACAGAGCCCGGUCUGACGACGGCAGAGUUGAUGUUAACAAAUGAAGAUCUAAGGCCAGUCGAGCCAGAGCGCCGCCAAUGGAGAUGGCUGAACUUCGUAGCUUUCUGGAUUGCAGAUUCGUUGAAUGUUAAUACGUGGAUGAUCACCUCGUCCAUGAUUGUGGAUGGACUAUCCUGGUGGCAGGCCUGGCUCUGCGUCUGGAUCGGUUAUACAAUAUCGGGCAUCUUUGUGAUUGCCAUGGGCCGCAUUGCAACCAUCUACCACAUUCCAUUCGCAGUAGCCAACCGAGCAUCCUUUGGCAUAUGGGGCUCCUUCUGGCCGAUUCUAAAUCGCGCGGCCAUGGCUGUAAUUUGGUAUGGCGUUCAGAUGAUGACGAAUUCUGGGUUAGGGCAGUGUGUGACUCUGAUGAUCCAGGCCAUUUGGCCCAGCUACGUGAAUAUCCCCAAUAAUAUCCCCGCCAGUUCAGGCGUAACCACCAUGGAGUUCACCAGCUUCUUUCUGUUCUGGCUGGGGUCGCUGCCAGCUCUUUGGUUUCCUAUCUAUAAGAUCCGACAUCUCUUCACGGCGAAAGCUUACUUUUCACCCGCCUGCGCGAUUGCUUUCUUCGUCUGGGCGAUUGUCCGCGCUCAUGGACUGGGUCCUAUCAUCCAUCAGCCCAAUACUGCACAAGGAAGUACAUUGGCAUGGGCGUUUGUGAAGAGCAUUAUGAACUGCAUUGCUAAUUUCGCUGCUUUAAUCAUCAAUAAUCCUGACUUUAGCCGAUACGCAGCCAAGCCAAACGAUGCGGUAUGGCCACAACUGAUCACGAUUCCGGUAGGCUUUGCUGUAACCUCGUUUAUCGGAAUCAUGGUUACUUCAUCCUCGUCGGUGAUCUUCGGCCAAGCGGUCUGGAACCCUCUCACUCUGCUAGGAAUGUUCUUGGAGGAUGCCAGUUCGGCGGAACGGUUCGGCGUGUUCGUUAUUGCCGCUGGCUUUGCAUUGGCUCAGCUGGGAACAAAUAUUGCAGCCAACUCCGUAUCCGCUGGAACCAAUCUCUCGGCCUUACUCCCUAGGUUUUGCACCAUCCGCCGAGGAGCCUAUGUGUGUGCAGCUAUUGGCCUCGCGAUGUGCCCGUGGAACCUGGUAGCUUCCUCCAACAAAUUCACGGUGUACCUGUCAUCCUAUUCGGUAUUCCUAUCUUCGAUCGCCGGGGUCAUGAUCAGCGACUACUACCUGGUCCGUCGAGGCUACCUCGAACUCCAAGCUCUCUAUAGUGCAGAAAGAAACGGCCCGUAUUAUGGAACCUGGGGUGUCUCCUGGAGGGGCUAUACGGCCUACAUAUGCGGCAUCCUAAUCAACAUCGUUGGGUUUGCUGGCGCCGUUGGUGCAAAGGUACCGGUGGCCGCGGAAUACAUCUACAACAUCAAUUAUCUGUCAGGAUUCCUGGUGGCUGCUGCGAUAUAUUGGGCCUUGGCCAAGGCGUUCCCCAUUCCAUGCACCAGUGAGACAUGGAACGAGGUGCCAUAUUUAGGAGAGGCUAUGCAUGCUGAUGGAAAGGUUAUCGCAGAGGCGACAGAGGUGGAGGAUGCAAAAGCAAAAGUGUAG
Aspergillus oryzae RIB40 is the source of this 1626-nucleotide messenger RNA. RefSeq names its product nucleobase cation symporter-1 family protein. Gene Ontology annotation, cellular component: plasma membrane. Bases 1 to 1626 code for a protein of 541 amino acids. Gene Ontology annotation, molecular function: nucleobase transmembrane transporter activity. Lineage: Eukaryota; Fungi; Ascomycota; Eurotiomycetes; Eurotiales; Aspergillaceae. The transcript has 5 exons. The record is from RefSeq and is a predicted model, not a curated record. Gene Ontology annotation, biological process: transmembrane transport; nucleobase transport.